AUGAGCAUCAAAGAGAAAGACGACACGACAGAAAAAGGAGACGAGAGUUUGGACGACCUUUCCGUCAGUUUGGCUAUCCGCGAUGACGCCGACAGAUUUCAUAUUCCAAUGGAACAACCAGUGUUACUCCGCCUUCCAGAAGAAGAGGCAGCCGUUCUCCGAGAACAAAUCAGGAAAGGCGAUGUCAAACUUAAAAUUGACAUUCCACAAGGUAAAAACUCGGGAACAUGCACGUUUAAUAACAAAGAGUUUUGCGCGACCCUUGUGAGACUUCCAUGUGUCGUUGAAACACAUAAAUCGUAUGACGACGUUGCUCUCUAUAAAACAGGGGAUAUUGGUCAGGCGAUAGUUAUACACGACAAAAAUAACCCACCAAAAAUCGACGAGAAUGGAAGACUCAAAAGUGGAUUAACUCCACCAACAAACAGAAUAAUUAGCAAGUUCAAAAAACCGACAACAGAGGCCGAAAAAGAUAGAAUGAAGGAACUUCAGGAAGAGAUCAAGAAGGUGAAUAUCACCGCGAAGUCAGAAGAGACUGAGAAUUGA
Entamoeba invadens IP1 is the source of this 546-nucleotide messenger RNA. RefSeq lists its product as hypothetical. Gene Ontology annotation, biological process: transcription initiation at RNA polymerase II promoter; RNA polymerase II preinitiation complex assembly. Gene Ontology annotation, cellular component: transcription factor TFIID complex. Bases 1 to 546 code for a protein of 181 amino acids. Gene Ontology annotation, molecular function: RNA polymerase II general transcription initiation factor activity. The transcript has a single exon. The record is from RefSeq and is a predicted model, not a curated record. NCBI's taxonomy places the organism in Eukaryota, Evosea, Mastigamoebida, Endamoebidae.